GACAUGGCGUCAGCAUCAGUUACAUAAAGACACGACCCACCGACAAAUUCAUCACUCAGUCAAUCACCUCAAUCACCUCAAAUCUAACUAAACACCAUGGCAGCAAAGUCUCUCGUCGUCGGCGGAACAGGCGGUAUCGGCUACGGCAUCGCCUGUCGCAUCGCCGCCAGCUCCCCCUCAUCAACCGUCAUCAUCAGCGGUCGCAAUGAGCCAAAGAACAUUCCCCAUUCCAACAUUCAGUUCAAGCAAUUAGACGCGUCUUCAAUGCGCGCUAUCAAAACUUACACCGAUGAACUGAAGGCAUCGCAAGAUCGGUUCAGCACCCUUGUUCUCUCGCAGGGCAUUCUCUCAACCGCUGGAAGAACAGAGACGCCUGAAGGCAUUGACCGCAAGAUGGCGCUCCAUUACUACGGACGACAGCUACUCAUCCGUGAACUUCUUCCGUCUCUUACAGACGACGCCAAGGUUUUGAUUGUGCUGGAUAGCACUGGUGGAAGUCCCGAUAAACUCAAUUGGGAUGAUCUAGAUCUCAAGAACAACUUCAGCCUCGGAAACGCAGCAGCCCACUGUCUCUCCAUGACAGACGCUAUGAUCCAGCACUAUGCAGCCGAGCAGAAAGCUGAGGGAAAGAACCGACAUUUCAUUCACGCGCUACCCGGUAUUGUCAACACAAACAUCAUGAAUUCGCUCCCUUGGUAUAUGCGUCUCCCUUCAACUGGUCUAGCCUCUGUCUUGGGUGUAUCGCCUGACACUUGUGCUGAGUAUAUGCUGAAUGGUGUUGAUGAAGCUGUGAAGAUUAAGGACAAGAAUUACGCGUUUGUGAGUCGGAAGGGAAAGGUUUUUGAGAAGCCGGCUUGGAGCGAAGAACAGAUCCGGAAAGUGAGGGAUCAUACUUGGGAACUUGUCGAUGGCGCAUUGGCGAAGGCUUGAUUAUGACAACAGCGGUUUUGUGAGUUGUCUCCGUGUAUUUUCAUUUGUAUUAUAGGUUCAUACCAACUUGAACGACAUGUGUUUAUGAUCCAGCGCAAAGGUAGCUGCUCCAGACUCGAUAAAUGAGAAGCAAACGGUUAAUGAUGGGAAAAUGGUAAGCUACGCUUCCUGGAGAAAGAUACGGAUGGAUACGUGUUGGUCACUCCAAGGACAAAAAAAGAAAUGGGAUGUGAUAACAUCAGAUCAAAUAACUUGCCCCG
Fusarium odoratissimum NRRL 54006 is the source of this 1190-nucleotide messenger RNA. RefSeq lists its product as uncharacterized. The transcript has a single exon. NCBI's taxonomy places the organism in Eukaryota, Fungi, Ascomycota, Sordariomycetes, Hypocreales, Nectriaceae. The record is from RefSeq and is a predicted model, not a curated record. Bases 97 to 930 code for a protein of 277 amino acids.